AGAACUAACUCCAGGCCGAGGCGAGGGCCGAUGCAAGAAGAGCCGGGUGUGCGCGGGAAACGCAGCCCCAACCACCACCGCCACUGUCACCCCUCAGCCUGGCGGGCCCCGCCCGUCCCGGUCCCGGCUGCGGCCGCGGCGCACGCGUGUGGCGGACUCCCGGUGAACCCCGCCCGGCCAGCAGCGUGCGGAGGGAACAGCAGUCAUCUGAAGCCCUCAUAGACCCAUGGGCUCUCAUCCCACGAAAGUGGCCUAGCUCUCACAGCCCUAGAACCACCGUCCGGCCCAAAGAGAAGAGUCAUCGUACAUGGCCGCCAGUGACUUCAAGAAAGCCAAGAAGAGUGGACUGAACGAGGCGUGUUAGUGUCCUGAGUGGAGGUGGGAUGAUGUUAAUGAGGAAAGAAGGGGUAAAGGUAGAACGCCAUGACAUGAAUACCCUCAGCCUCCCGCUGAACAUCCGCCGAGGGGGCUCAGACACCAAUCUCAACUUUGACGUCCCAGAUGGUAUCCUGGACUUCCACAAGGUCAAACUCAGCGCCGACAGCCUGAAACAAAAGAUCCUAAAGGUGACGGAGCAGAUCAAAAUUGAGCAGACAUCCCGCGAUGGAAACGUUGCCGAGUACCUAAAACUCGUCAGCAGCGCGGACAAGCAGCAGGCCGGGAGGAUCAAGCAGGUCUUCGAAAAGAAGAACCAGAAGUCGGCCCACUCGAUCGCCCAGCUGCAGAAGAAGUUGGAGCAGUACCACAGAAAGCUGAGGGAGAUUGAACAGAAUGGGGCCUCUCGCAGCUCAAAGGAGAUUUCUAAGGACAGCCUGAAGGAGAUACACCACUCCCUGAAGGAUGCCCAUGUGAAAUCUCGAACUGCUCCCCACUGCCUGGAAAGCAGUAAGUCGAGCAUGCCGGGGGUAUCCCUCACGCCCCCCGUGUUUGUCUUCAAUAAGUCCAGAGAGUUUGCCAACUUGAUCCGGAAUAAGUUUGGCAGUGCGGACAACAUCGCUCACUUGAAAAAUUCCCUGGAGGAGUUCAGGCCCGAGGCCAGCACCAGGGCCUAUGGAGGCAGCGCUACCAUCGUGAACAAACCCAAGUACGGCAGUGACGACGAGUGUUCUAGUGGCACGUCAGGCUCGGCAGACAGCAAUGGGAACCAGUCCUUCGGCCCCGGUAGGGCCAGCACACUGGACAGCCAGGGGAAGCUGGCCAUGAUCCUAGAGGCGCUGAGGGAGAUCAAAGACACCCAAACCCAGCUGGCAGAGGACAUUGAGGCGUUGAAGGUGCAGUUUAAGAGAGAGUAUGGCUUCAUCUCUCAGACUCUGCAAGAGGAGAGAUACAGGUAUGAGAGGCUUGAGGACCAGCUUCACGACCUGACAGAGCUGCACCAGCACGAGACAGCCAACCUGAAGCAGGAGCUAGCCAGCGCAGAGGAGAAGGUGGCCUACCAGGCCUAUGAACGCUCAAGGGACAUCCAGGAAGCCCUGGAAACUUGCCAGACGCGCAUCUCUAAGCUGGAAUUGCAUCAGCAGGAGCAGCAGACCCUGCAGACGGAUGCCGUGAACGCCAAGGUGCUGCUGGGGAAAUGCAUCAAUGUGGUUCUGGCCUUCAUGACCGUCAUCCUGGUGUGCGUGUCCACCCUGGCCAAGUUCGUGGCGCCCAUGAUGAAGAGCCGCUUCCACAUCCUUGGCACCUUCUUCGCUGUGACUCUCCUGGCGAUAUUUUGUAAAAACUGGGACCAUAUUUUGUGUGCCAUAGAGAGGAUAAUAAUCCCGAGAUGAGCCGCUGGUUCCCGCCUUCACAUCCUCCCACGUUCUUAUUUUGAAGAAAACUCUGUUGCAGACUACCAAAUUCCUGAAUGAACGGCUGUGCCAAAGACGGCGAGAAGGACCGAAGCCGUGUGCUGUAAAUAAUUAGCGUCUCCUAACCCGGUAGCAGCUGCCAACGCGGUCCCUGUACGUGGUUAACACAAAACGGCCCCCAGAGUUCUCCCCACAUCGCUCACGGCCUUAAUCAGAGCAGAUCUCCAGCCCACCUGGCGAGCUGGGCGCGGUAGAGCCCCAUUCACUGAGCGCUUGGCACCCAGAGCGACCCAGAGGAACGGGCCUCUCUGUGUUUCCCAUGAAUCUCUGUCACAUUGAGCUUCGUGAUUGCUAGCAGCUGUGUGCUCUCUGAGCCCCACAAACAGCAAGGAUAUGGCAGGACUUGGGGAAGUGAGGAAGCAUAAGUUAUGGGCAGUGUUGAGCUCUUGUUGCGAGGGGUGGGGUCUGUGGAAGCUCAGUCAGUCUCUCUGUGAUCUAUCCCACUUGUCCACGGGUGGCGCUGCGUCCCGUUAUGUGCCCCGAGUUCACAUUGGUCAAUUGCGUAUGUCCCUGUACCGUGCAAAUCUUAUCGCUGCUUCUCCGGCAGAAAUCUGCCUAACCAGUAGCCCCGCACUUUACACAGUAGACACUAGGAUUUACAAAUGGGCUAACCUCUUCUGCCCAGGGAAACACACACCCGAUUUCAUCUCACCUGGCUAGCAGGGCCCUGCCCUCGGAGCCUUCGGCCCGUGCUUUUGUCCAACUGCGGCUCUGAUAGCUCGGGGUGUUGCGAGCAUCCCUGGGAGGCUCAUGCCCAAUCUGGUGAUGGUUAGCUGUGAUAAAUCCCCUUAGAGGAUGGCAUGCACUUUUCGUGAUUCACUUUGCUCUCAGGUCUGCAGAGAUCAGAGUCCAGGGAAUGAAAACAAACGACGCUCAUGUCGCUAGGUGUUAUUUUUCUUGAAGACAACAAAAUCAAACUUCACACAUCAUAUGUGUGCCGAGGCCAGACCCUGGGGGCCUAAGAGGGAUGUGAACUCUUGGUCUGAUCAGUUGGUGGCUAGGCGAGGGGGAGCCCCUUUACCCAGAUGAAGUCAGGAGGGUCCACUUAGGGGUGUGAAGGGCAGCGAGAAUUAAGUCCAUUGUUAAGCUUAGUUGCCGCCGUCUGUCCUGUAGGCACAUAGUAGGACAAGUUCUGAGGUCACAGGAUAAAUGCACUGCCAGUGAGCAGAAAACAUGCAAGAGCCACUGCAUUCGGUGGCUGCCGUUUACUGAUGAAGCACAAAGAGGAGAGAGAAGGUUGUACUGGAUGCUGCCAGCCAAUCCUGGUCCACCGCACCUGCCAAAGGUGUAAAGAUGCCAUUAAAUGUUUACUUUCUUCCAGAAGAUGUUCUCCAAGAUCCACGGAUCACCGCUUUCAAAUGGCUGUUCUUAGGGACGUUCUCGGGGUGGUGGGGGUGCGUAAAAGCGUGCGGCAGUUUAGUACAAGCCCGGCUUCUGUGAGUGGGACGCGUAGAACUCCAGCCUCUUCCCCCUCACUCCCAACUUUUAAAUCAAUAAUUAGAAAAUUCACAAAGUAUUUAAACAUCACCCUAACUGAUUCCAGAGUUAAGCUUUUUAAAAAGUAAUA
This is a messenger RNA of Microtus ochrogaster (prairie vole), 3417 nucleotides long. RefSeq names its product transmembrane and coiled-coil domain family 3 (gene Tmcc3). The record is from RefSeq and is a predicted model, not a curated record. Gene Ontology annotation, cellular component: endomembrane system. NCBI's taxonomy places the organism in Eukaryota, Metazoa, Chordata, Mammalia, Rodentia, Cricetidae.